This is a messenger RNA of Sinocyclocheilus grahami, 1771 nucleotides long. It is a transcript of the gene znf366, whose product is annotated as zinc finger protein 366. The coding region runs from base 53 to 1624 and encodes 523 amino acids. The transcript has 5 exons. Lineage: Eukaryota; Metazoa; Chordata; Actinopteri; Cypriniformes; Cyprinidae. The record is from RefSeq and is a predicted model, not a curated record.
GGUGAUGGACGAUUCUCACACUCCGUGAUCUGAUCGUGUAGAAACCUCCAGCAUGGAUCCGACCGAGAGCGAACGCAAGCGUCCAGAGGACUUCUCCAGCAGAAGCGUCGACCUUUCUCUUCUCCCCUAUCCUCUCCCUCGCCCCGUCGUGCCUCAGCCACACCGAUUCGUCCCAGAUAUGAUCGACCUGAACCGGCUGCGUCUCCAUCGCGUGAUCCAGGUGAAGCAGGAGACGUUGAAGCCUCUGCCACUGUGGCCUCCGUCGCCUCCAUUACUCCUGCGCUCUCCUGCUCCCUACUUUCCUUCUUUCCAUCCCAGUCUGGUCCCAUUCCCGUUCCUCCAUCUCUCUCCAAACCCCUUCUACCCCACCGAAGCCACACGGUUUCGCCGCAGGAGCCAAGAAGCCAGCAAACCGGAAAAGCUGAACGUGCACGUGGAUGAAAGCUACUAUGUGAAUGUGGGCAGUGAUCAGAAGCGCUGGAAGUGCCGCAUGUGCGAGAAAUCCUACACGUCCAAAUACAACCUGAUCACGCACAUCCUGGGCCACAGCGGCAUCAAGCCGCACGAAUGCAACCUCUGCGGGAAACCCUUCAAGCAGCUGAGCCACCUGCACACACACAUGCUGACGCACCAGGGCACACGGCCGCACAAGUGCCAGGUGUGCCACAAAGCCUUCACGCAGACCAGCCACCUGAAGAGACACAUGAUGCAGCACAGCGAGGUCAAGCCCUACAGCUGCGGCGUCUGCGGCCGGGGCUUUGCGUAUCCCAGCGAGCUCCGCGCACAUGAGCUCAAGCACGAGAGAGGCCAGGAGAACGUGUGCGUGGAGUGCGGACUCGACUUCCCCACGCUGGCGCAGCUCAAGCGCCACCUGACCGCGCACCGGGGCCCCAUGCAGUACGACUGCGGCGAAUGCGGCAAGAGCUUCCAGUAUCCCAGCCAGCUGCAGAACCACAUGAUGAAGCACAAGGACAUCCGGCCGUUCAUCUGCAGCGAGUGCGGGAUGGAGUUCGUCCAGUCGCACCAUCUCAAGCAGCACGCGCUCACGCACAAGGGAGUGAAGGAGCACAAGUGUCGCAUCUGUGGCCGUGAGUUCACGCUGCUGGCUAACAUGAAGCGGCACGUUCUGAUUCACACCAACAUCCGAGCGUAUCAGUGCCAGCUGUGCUACAAGAGCUUCGUCCAGAAGCAGACGCUCAAGGCUCACAUGAUCGUCCACUCCGACAUCAAGCCCUACAAAUGCAAGCUGUGUGGAAAGGAGUUUAACAGAAUGCAUAAUCUGAUGGGCCACAUGCACUUGCAUUCUGACAGCAAACCCUUCAAAUGCCUUUACUGCGCCAGCAAGUUCACGCUGAAGGGAAACCUGACCCGCCACAUGAAGGUCAAACACGGCAUCAUGGACCAAGGACUGGACGCUCGCGUCUUCAGGCGACGAGGACGGCUGUGUCUCUCCGGUCGUCUGCGGAUCCUGUCCCGCAUCGGUCAGGAGGAGCCCUUCGAUCUGUCCCAGAAGAAGCAGCUGCGUCUGUCUCAGUCUGACGGCGGGAGCUCCGGUCGAGAAGAAGACGAGGACAGUCUGUACAGUCCUGACCUCUCCAGAAGAGACCAGACGACACACAGAUAAAGAGGACGGCUGCUGACGGACAACAAGACAGAGACUCUCAGACACGCUGUGAAUGAUGAUGUUUCAGUAUUUUUUUCAUGUGAAAAAUCUACAGAAAUUAUUUCCUGCGUCAAUAUUUUUUGACGUUUUCCAAUAGAAAAUAUCUAA